This is a messenger RNA of Nicrophorus vespilloides, 1417 nucleotides long. RefSeq names its product pinin (gene Pnn). The coding region runs from base 131 to 1240 and encodes 369 amino acids. The record is from RefSeq and is a predicted model, not a curated record. Gene Ontology annotation, cellular component: catalytic step 2 spliceosome. NCBI's taxonomy places the organism in Eukaryota, Metazoa, Arthropoda, Insecta, Coleoptera, Silphidae. The transcript has 3 exons.
ACUUAAUAUGUCACCAGAGUGAAAUGAAAACAAACGUGUUUAAUACCAACGUAAUAAAUUUGGAUGGCGUCGAAGUUUCUCAGAUAAUGUUUAAGAAAUCGAUUGUUAUUUUUGUGUAAACUUUAUCGCAAUGGCCACAGAAACUAUGAUUGCAGGGAUUUAUCAACUGCAGACACAGUUGGACCAAGCGAAAGAUAGCCUUAAGGGAGUUGACGAAAAUAUUCGAAGGUUAAUUGGCAGGGAUCCCUCAGAGUUAGCUGUGCAGAGACAGGGCCAGGGUCUGAAGAGGCCACCACUGAACGAGGAUAGAACCAGAGGAGGAAGAGGUUUAUUAGGAAAUAACAGACGUGUGUAUAAUCAUGAAAAUGAUGAGCCACCAAUCAAGAAGAGGGGUAGUGUGUUUAACCGAUUGGCAGGAAGAGUACCAGAUAGGCCUAGUCACUAUGAUGAAGAAUUUGAGGGUAAAAGGCAAAUGAUCAGCAAAAUAAUUGUUACACCCAAGGAAGUGCCUAGUAGACAAGAAGCAUUAGAUGCGCAGAGUAUGGAUGAGAAAUCGAAAGCCAGGAAUCGCCGAAUGUUUGGUGCCUUAUUAGGAACAUUACAGAAAUUUCAACAAGAAGAAACGAAAUUGAAAUCCAAGGAAGAUAAGAGAGCACAGGUGGAAAAGAAAAUAGAGGAGAUUGAGAUUCGUGAGAAAGCGGAAAUAAAGAAAGAACGUAAGGAAUUAUUCUUUAAUAGGAAGAAGAAACAGGCAGAAAUUAAAAUGCUUGAAUUGAAGAUGAGCCGAAUGCAGGAUCACAAUCGUUGGGAGGAAUUGCUCAAACCACAAACCAAUUUCAUCUUGACAAAGGCCAAACCACAUAUUUAUUAUCUUCCCAGGAAAAUGAAUGAUGCAACCAAGGCUGCCCUUGCAGAAUCCAAAGCUGAGUUAGAAAAAAUUAUUGAAACAAGGAGAGAGGAUGUCAAUGAGGAACUGCUUCAAAUUGAAGAAAGAAUGAAACGAAACUUUGAACCUAAAAAAAAUGAUGAAGAAAUACAUGACGACGAUCAUGACAUGGAUGAUGAUGACGAAAGUCAUGAAGUGGUAGCAGAAUCUGCCAUCGAAGUUGUCAAUAAAGAUGGAGAAAGCGAAGAUGUUGACGUUGAUUUAAAACCAGAAGUCAAAUCCGAGGUAAAAGUUGAAGACACUUCAACUGUAGUCGAGACGAGUACAAACGAAGAAAAUAUGGAACACGAUUAAUUCAUAAAUUUUAUAACUUGACAAGUCUUUUGUUGAUUCUUUCGUUUUGUGUGCAUUUUUCAUUUGGUUUUUUCAUUUCUUCGCAUUGAAGAAAUGCGACUCCACAAAAAACACCAAAUCCAUCUUUAAGAUUGAGAAAACAUUUUAUUUUAGACCCGCUAAAAAAAUUAAAGAUAU